UUCUAGGAAGUUGAACCGGAAGUAUUCAAGUUCCGUCAGCGGCUGCUAACCAGCCCUACAGUCUGUGGUUGCUUUAGCAACCCCUGCUAAAUUAGCUGUCAUUUCAUGUCUCAUAGGGGUUGGUUGAAACAGCAAAAAUUGGCGACAAGUUGUUACAUGGUACAUACAGGUAAAAAAUAGCGAGAACGUAGUCAAUCGGUCGAUAUUCACAACUGAUUCGACGUAGUUUGCUAGUUAAAUUAGCAACCUCGCUUACUAGCUAGUGUAACCCUGCCACCACAGAUCCGCUAACAGUCCUCUUAAGUGCAGCUUCUCCGAAGCCUGCUGCACCUCCUUUACAGGUUCACCCGAAGUGAUGUACUUGACGUGUGUCUUUUGAACCCUCACAAUGGCAGGUUCCCAGUGGGAGCUUCCUCCGGAGCUGUGCUGCCGGCCCAUGGCCUUUGUGGCUUUGACCGGGCUGGAUGUGGUGUACAACGCCGUGCACCGGGCCAUCUGGGAUGCUUUCUGUGCCAACCGUCGCGCCGACAGAGUCCCCAUCUCCUUCAAAGUGCUGCCGGGAGACCACGAGUACCCCAAGUGUCGCACUAAGCGAACGUCGUAUGAGUGGUACAUUCCUAAAGGCAUCCUGAAAACGGGCUGGAUGAACAAACACCUGAACCUGGUCCCUGCUCUGGUAGUGCUGUUCUAUGAGCUGGACUGGGACGACCCCCAGUGGAAGGAGAAACAGUCUGAAUGUGCCACUAAAGUGGAGAUUGUCAGGACCAGUCUUCAGGGCAGGAACACCAAAGUGGCUGUGGUUCUAAUCCAAAAGAAGACCCCCCUACCUCCAGGAGAGGACCUAGUUGCAUCGGAGAGAGCGUCGGCCCUUUGUAGUGCUUGUGAUUUGUCUGGCAAGAGUCUCUUUGUUCUGCCACACACUGACCACUUAGUGGGCUACAUUAUAAGGUUGGAAAAUGCCUUCUAUGAGCACGCUCAGACAUACUACUACACAGAGAUUCGUCGUGUUAAAUCCCACAAAGAAUUCCUCAACAAGACAACGCACCAGCUGCUGUUUGUGCGACACCAGUUUAAAAUCGCUUUCUUCAGUGAACUGAAGCAAGACACCCAGAAUGCUCUAAAAUAUUACAGAACUGCAUACAGCCUUGUGCACGAGCUCAGAGCACAUGAGACCAACAUGUUGGAGAUCAAAACUCUGGCUGGAUUCAUCAACUAUAAGAUCUGUCGCCUUUGCUUCCAGCAUAAUACUCCCCUAGAUGCAAUAGCUCAGUUCCGGAAGCACAUUGACUUUUGUAAAAAGAAGAUUGGCAGUGCUGAACUCGCCUUCGAACACUCUGCAUGGAUGUCGAAACAGUUCCAAUCCUUCGGCGAGCUUUUCGAUGAGGCCAUAAAGUUGGGACUCACGGCCAUCCAGACACAGAACCCAGGUUUUUACUAUCAGCAGGCUGCCUAUUACUGCCAGGACAGGAAGCAGAUGGCACAGCAGCUGUGUCAGGCUGAGGGGAGUUAUCCCUCUCCUGACCCACUGGACACCCAAGGUGGAGGACUGGAUUUCUACGGUCAGAGACCCUGGAGACAAGGACACCAGAGUAUCGAUCCACCAGAUGCCGAAAAAGAGAAGACUGGCAUUCUGGCUCUGCACAUCAAGGAGAGAGACGUACCACACUCGGAGCUGAUAAUCGCGCUUCUUAGCAAUGCUGUUGCCCAGUUCAAGAAGUACAAGUGCCCUCGAAUGAAGAGUCACCUAAUGGUGCAGAUGGGUGAAGAAUACUACCAUGCAAAAGACUACACCAAAGCCUUGAAACUCCUGGACUACGUGAUGUGCGACUAUCGCACAGAGCGGUGGUGGGGUCUCCUGACCGCCAUACUGACCACGGCUCUGCGCUGCGCCUACCUGAUGGCCAGCGUGAAGGACUACAUCAUCUACUGCAUGGAGCUGCUAGGCAGAGCUUCUACCUUGAAGGAGGAACAAAAGUCAAGGAUUGAAAAGAAUCUCUUCAAAGUCCUGAUGAAUGAAGUCCCCGAGUCUGAGCCUGAGUGUGAUCCCUCUUCGGUCAGUGCAGCGAGGUCACUGUGGACUGACCGCAUGGCACUGGCUGGAUCCAAUGAGAUGACAAUAGAAGUACAGGACUACAUCCCAUUCAUCCAGUGCAAGGGCAAGUUCCAGUCUCCCAGUUUCCACGUGGACCAGCCCAUCCAGCUUCAGGUCUUCCUCCGAGUGGACUGUCCUCAUCCGGUGUCCUUCCACAAGCUGGCCGUCAGCCUCAGCAACCAGGAAUACAACCAGUGGUGUGUGGUGGAAUCGCCAGGCCAGGAGAGCAUGACCCUGCUACCAGGAAAAACCAAAUGCUACAACUUCAGCUUCGUGGCGAAGACCGAAGACGUGGGGAAGAAGAUAGAGAUGACGGGCAUCGAGGCCAUGCUGGGAAGUGAGAGCGGCCGCUGCGUGUUCCUGAGCUGGAGGGGGGCGGGCGGGGACGCCGCCUCCGCCCACGAAGCCCUGCAGGCCAGCAGGUCCUCCCGGAGAUGGGGGCGCUGCCUGGAGGCGCGGCAGGAGCCGGACUGGGACAGUCUGACUCUGCAGCACAGCACCAUGAUCAUCUCUAGAGUCCCAAAGAUCUCCGUUCAGCUGAGCCACCAGCCGCCCGCUCUCACCAACGAAAUGUACCGCAUCGACCUCACCGUCCAAUCGCAGGAGGAAGCCGUGGCCAAAGAUGUCCGACUGACAGUGGGUCUCAAACCAGGCCAGGACGCUAAUUUGGGCCAAACUACCCACGUGACGUUCGACGGUUCCAAGGUUUGCGACGAGGGCGCGCCGGCCCUGCUCCCGGACGUUCCUCUGGGAGAUCUGGAACCAGGGGAGACGUUCACGAAAUGCGUUUACGUCAAGUGUGUGUCGACUGGGCCGAGGGUCUUCCUGGUCCACGUGGCCUACAGCAUUGACACCACAGUGGAAGGACACCAGAUCGUCUGCAAAUGUCACAAGGAUGAGACGGUGACCAUAGAGACUGUGGUCCCUUUUGAGGUGUCGGUCAAGUUUGUAUCCACUAAGUUUGAGCCGUUGGACCAGGUAGCAGUGGACAUUCCCUUCCUGCUGAUGACCGACAUCCUCUCCUCAUCCCCGUGGCCUCUCCUGCUGACCUCCUCUUCUCUGGAGCUGCUCACUGUGACCAGCAACACGCCACAGCCUCAGUCCCAGCUGGAGGAAGUGGUUCUGCAGACGGGCGAGUGCGCCAGUGAGUGCUUCUGCCUUCGAUGUCCACAACAGACAAGCAGCAGUAACACCGUGGCCACGGGACAGUACUUGAUAUCAUGGAGGAGAAAGUCUUCCAGUUCCGACAGCCCCCUCAUCCAGACCACGGUCACUCUACCUCACAUCAUCCUGGAACCUGUCCCUCUGUACAUAUACGCUGAGUUGCCAUCGUUCGGGCGGGUCAGAGAGUCCCUUCCGGUCCGCUACCACAUCGAGAACAGAACAACUCUGGUGCAAGAGGUGGAGAUGGCUGUGGAACCCUCCGAUGCGUUCAUGUUCUCUGGGCUCAAACAGGUGCGUCUCCGGAUCCUCCCGGGUACAGAGCAGCAGAUGCUGUACAACUAUUACCCGCUCAUGGCCGGUUACCAAACACUACCACAGCUCAACAUCUGCCUGCCCCGCUGCCCCACCUCCACCACCCCAGCACUACAACGCUUCCUGCCACAGCGGAUCUUUGUAAAGCCUCAGGGUCGACAGCCGGACGAUGCCUCCAUCGCUGCCGCUUGAGGGGAAAAUAAAACUGUUUACUGUAAAUAUGAGAACGAAACAACAUCGUGUUUAUGUUGUUUUAGAUGUAUGAUUCCACACAGAUGUCAUUAUUAACACUAUUGGUUUCUCAUUGCUUUGUAAAUGAACAUCUGUUGACCAAACCUGAGGACACGUUUGUUUCCAGUGAGUAAAUGAGACGAUAUGUUGUGAGCAAGCAAAUCAUAAAUUGAGUGAUGGUCAUUUUGCAGUGAAAAUCAUUUAUUAAUCUAAUAUAUGGACCUUUGAGUGGAGUGUAAUGCAUUCACUGACUGUGUUGACGAAUGAAUUAUACUGAAAUUCCAUACAUUUGCCAUUUCUUAUUUCUGCAUGCAGAUACAUAAAACUGUGAUCACAGCUCUGAAUACUUUACUUUACAUGUUGAUGUUACCAUA
Molecule: messenger RNA, 4173 nt
Organism: Menidia menidia (Atlantic silverside)
Lineage: Eukaryota; Metazoa; Chordata; Actinopteri; Atheriniformes; Atherinopsidae
Source: the annotation of a GenBank genome assembly